Messenger RNA from Hypoxylon trugodes, 2563 nucleotides. Its product is annotated as HCP-like protein. The transcript has 2 exons. The record is from RefSeq and is a predicted model, not a curated record. Gene Ontology annotation, molecular function: protein binding. NCBI's taxonomy places the organism in Eukaryota, Fungi, Ascomycota, Sordariomycetes, Xylariales, Hypoxylaceae. Bases 129 to 2417 code for a protein of 762 amino acids.
GAAACGACGUUACUACGAAUCAAUGCUCGGGUUUGGCCUACCAUUCUAACGACUACCCGUGCUCGUUUCUCUCUUCUAGGGGCCGACUCCGUGCCAUUGGCCCAUUGCGCAAGCAAUCCCUCCGAGCAAUGGCUACAGUGACGAAUUCUCCAACGCCGCCGCCUCCCGCCGCUACCUCUCCUCCCAGAUCUCUUCAGAGGAAACCUUUGCCUAUCCCAAAACUACCCCUCGGCCAACAUGAGCGUGGUGAAUCUCAAGACAGCUUCGCCGAGAAUUCCUUGUCGGCCGCUGCACUCGAGUCGCCGACAAUCAGAGCGUCGCCCGUCUCUCCGGUUAGAGUGAAUUUUCAACCUGACAACUGGGCGCAGCCGUCAAAUGGGAGUAUAGAGGGAAGCUAUCACUACGUACAACAAUAUCCUUUGGUGCCUAUGGCUGGCGGCGAGCGAGGCGCCAUGGGACCUUCGAAUGCGCCACCACCCCCUCCUAGUUAUACAUACGAUCAGCCGAGAAAUUUAACACCUAAACAAACUUAUGCUGGGUCGGGUCAUGAGAAGCUACUUAGUCCUACUCUAGCCCAGGCAGAAACAGGCUACCUGGAAGGUGCGGCUGCCCCGGAACAAGAGCGCCAAAGCUUUAGCGAUAGUUCUCGUAGCGAUGACCCGAACCGACAUAGUCGCGAAUCGGACACGACGGCGAGUACGCAACAGCCAACAUCAACUGACUCAUCCGUUGAGACAAGUGCAAGCUCAAUUUCUGGAGGUCUUAAUGAAGCAUGCGAGAGUCGUACUACACCGGAGGACGCGUCCCAAGAAGAAUCCUUCACGGAAGGCUCCAUACAAGAUGGCCAAUCCGUGCCUCAAUUACAAUACCACCAUCAGCCUUUUCUUCCGCGAGUCUCGAGUGUGCCUAUCGAGUCGAAUUCGAGGAAUUCUUCUAAUUCCGAUCUUGUUAACCCGGGUAUGGCCAUAAACCGUCAUUUAACUCCGAAUUCUUUCAUGAGAAGGAGUUCAAUGCCUCGACCGCAAUCAUCAUAUUCGCUAUAUUCCGAAUUCGGGCCACGCGGGCGAUCUCCAGCCUACGGAGGUGCUCACCCACGAACCCCCUCCGUUCAUUCUCGCAGAUCACCCGAAACAAGACCGACUUCCUACGCAGAAUUGCUCAAUGUUCCCUAUCCUCAACAAGCUCCUGCUCCCAUCACCUUUGACAACUCUUACCUUCGCAACAACGUCGGAAGUAAUGCUUCCUUACUCAGCGCGCAAAAGACCCUCGAGAUGUAUAGACAAAACGUGAAGAAGACGAAUGACUUUUCGAUACAAUAUUCUUUCGCCGUCUUCUUAAUCUCCACCGCGCAGGAGCAGGGUUUAAAUUUUGAUGAACCUUCGCGGAGGAAAAGCAGUCCGAAGGGGAGUCCACUUAAAGAAAACCAGGAAUCCUCGCCAAACGAGUUGGUUCGAGAAGCAAAAAGUAUAUUAACAAGGUUGGCCAAUGGCGGUUAUCCCUUUGCCCAGUAUUACCUUGCCGAUGGUUUUGCCUCGGGCUUGUUUAACAAGGGCAAGGAAGAUUACAACGCAGCUUUCCCCCUCUUCGUUCUGGCUGCGAAGCACGGUCAUGCUGAGUCUGGUUAUCGUGCUGGUUUAUGCUACGAGUUCGGAUGGGGAUGUAGGAAAGAUCCGGCCAAAGCAGUUCAGUUUUUGCGGACGGCAGCAUCGAAAAAUCAUCCAGGCGCCAUGACGAGGCUUGGAAAGGCUUGCCUUUCGGGAGACCUAGGCGAGAAUCGAUACAGGGAAGGUGUGAAAUGGCUGAAGCGCGCGACCGAGUCAGCAGAUGCUAUGUAUAACGCAGCCCCUUACCACCUUGGUACAUUAUACGAAACCGGUUAUGGCGAUGAUAUUUUCAAAGACGAGAGUUAUGCCGCCGAAUUAUUUACUCAGGCAGCCGAACUUGGCCAUGCUGAAGCGAGCUUUCGUAUGGGAGAUGCUUAUGAGCACGGAAAAUUAAAUUGCCCUCGAGACCCAGCCUUAAGCGUCCAUUUCUAUACCGGCGCAGCAGAACGCGGUCACGCUGCGGCUAUGAUGGGAUUGUGUGCGUGGUAUAUGGUCGGAGCUGAACCUAUUUUAGAAAAAGAUGAAGAGGAAGCGUACGAAUGGGCUCGUCGGUCGGCAGAACUUGGUUUUGUCAAAGCCCAAUAUGCCGUCGGUUAUUUCACCGAAAUGGGCAUAGGUUGCCGCCGCGAUAUCCUAGAAGCCAAUGUUUGGUACGUUAAAGCAGCCGAUGCUGGCGACGAACGCGCGAAGCAACGACUUGCCGCCAUCCGAGCAGCCGUGAGCGGUGGAACUCCAAUGGACGUUGCCCCGCCACGCAACGGAAAGAUGAAGAAAAAUCAAUCUAAAGACGAUAAGGAGUGCGUUGUAAUGUAAUAUAUCCUGCGUAACGGAAUUCGCAGGCAGAAGGUUGAAAGGCUUUCGAGGACUACGUACGUCUUGCUUUCGGCGACUAAGUACAUAUCUUGGAAACUGUUCAGAGUAGCUAUCCAGGGCUGUGCUAUUUAGAAUAUUCAAAGUCC